UGUCCUCCAGGCAAGAAAUCCGGCUCCUGUGCCAGGGAGCGCUGCCCGCGGGCUCCCCCAGGCCGGGUCGCCACCUACCGGGAAGCAGACACGGCGGCGGCGGGAGUGGCAGGCGCAGGAGGCGCACAGGCGGGCUGGGCGGUGAGGCUGCUCUGCCUGGAGGCUCCUCUGCUGGAUAGGGAUUGACAAGAAAGAACAGGGCCCGUCCCCAGCGCGGGCUGGUGGCGUGGUGGCCAGACCCGGCGACCCGGAGCGAGCGAGCCAAAAAAAUGACUAGGACAAGUUCCUAGGGGUGUCCAGGGGAGCCACGUUCCAGAAGGAUGCCGUGUGCACGAGUGAAUCCAGGCAGCUGCUUCUCCCCUCGCCUCGCUCUGGGUGGGCGGCCUAGGCACUUCCUUAUGAUGUCCAAGAAGUGAAGUCGCCUCUGCAAAGGACUUUGCUCUCUUUAUUGCACCGAUGCCAGGAGAACAUUGACGAGAGGGAGGAGCCAGAGUUCAGGAAGAAAGACAGACAGUGUGGACCAGAGGCGCGCUUCUCCGGCGCACUCCGGAGGCCCCGGGCGCAGCGCCACGAUGCGGGGGUGGGAGACGCGCCUGAGUCUGAACAGGUUUGAAAAAGAUCCCCAAGUGACUGCAGACACAGGAACGUUUUAACACUCAGGGGUGAAGAGUCUGUGCCAGCAUGUCCGCCUACUACAGGAGCAGCAGCCCGGGGGGCGAUGCGGGGUACCCUGAUUAUUCAGGGUCUCUGAACCGUUCUCAAGGGUAUUUGAAAACUCAGGAUUAUCCAGAUUUCUCAGGUCCUCAGACCAAUCCAGGCUAUCCCAGCAAGAGGAGCAAUCCAUUCUCUGCAGGCUCCAGAACAAAUCCAGACCAUCCCAGGUCUCUAGCAGAACCAGAUUAUCCUGGAUCUCCCAGCAAACCAGAUUAUCCUGGUGCCAGGAACAAUCCCUAUUCUGCAGGUUCCAGAACAAAUCCAGACCAUCACAGAUCUCUGCCAGAGCCUGAUUAUAUUGAAUCUCAGAGCAAUCCAUACCAUCCAGGCUUAUCCAGAGAGCCAGAUUACCCUGGAUCUCAGCAACAUCCUGAUUUUGCAAGUCCCGGAAGUAGUAGAAUCUCUGCAGUCUCCAGGAUAAAUCCAGGUUAUUUGGGAUCCCUGGCAGAACCAGACUACCCAGGAGCACAGGACAACUCCAACCAUCCUGGCCCCAGAGCCAAUGCCAGCCAUCCAGGCUCCAGGAGGAAUCUAGAAUAUGCCAGUUCCAGCAUCAAUUCAUAUACAGAUACUCUGGGAGAGCCUGAUUAUCCAGGUGCUGAGAAUCAAACUAGCUCUGCACACAUUUGGGGGGAACCAGACUAUCCCAAUGCUGAGGACUAUCGGAAUGCUCCAAAGUUUUGGGGGGAACCUGAUUACCCAGGUGCCAAGAAUGGUCCUGGUUAUGGCUCUUCUGAGACCCAGGAAAUGAUCAGGAGUAACGGUCCCUUGGGCAUCCUUAGGAGAGAGAGUGAAGAUUACCCGGGAAGCAUUGAAAUGACCUCCAUGGAGGUGGCAGAUCCACGUGAACAGUCUCUGCCAGGUGCUCCUGGAGAUGGCUAUGUGAACCCUGCUUACGUGGGUGAACGUGGGCCUGUCUGUGCUUAUGGAAACCUACCAUUGUCUGAAUGUGAUUGGCACAAGUCACCCGAAGGACAAAAGUUAAUAGCAUCCCUGAUACCCAUGACAUCGAGGGACAGAAUCAAGACCAUCAGGAACCAGCCAAGGACCAUGGAGGAGAAGAGAAAGCUCAGGAAGGCGGUCGACAGAGAGAGAAGCAAGCAGUGUCCCCGCACCCUGGAGCUCCGAUGCUGUGCUCAGUGUCUCAACUCCUGCUCUCGGGGUUGCCGGAGAUCCAGGAACGGUGUCUCUGAGCUCCUCAACACCACCAGCUUGUGGCAGAAGACGCUCAAGGUCAUCGGGGGCAAGUUCGGGACCAGCGUCCUCUCCUAUUUCAACUUUCUGAAGUGGCUCUUGAAGUUCAACAUCUUCUCCUUCAUCGUGAACUUCAGCUUCCUGGUCAUCCCCCAGCUGACCGUGGCGGAGAAGAACACCCUGCCAUUCACAGGGCUGGAGUUCUUCACCGGGGCGGGCUACUUUAGGGACACGGUGAUGUAUUAUGGCUUCUACACCAACUCCUCCAUCCGGCAUGGGGGCACCGGGAUUUCCUACAACAUGCAGCUGGCCUACCUCUUCACCAUCGGGGCCUGCUUGAUCAUCUGCUUCUUCAGCUUGCUCUUCAGCAUGGCCAAGUACUUCCGGAACAACUUCAUCAACCCCCACAUUUACUCCAGAGGGAUCGCCAAGCUUAUCUUCUGCUGGGACUUCACCGUCACGCAUGAAAAAGCCGUGAAGCUCAAACAGAAGAAUCUGAGCACCGAGAUAAGGGAGAACCUGUCAGAGAUCCGUCUGGAGAACACCAAGCUCACUUUUCACCAGCAGCUCACCCGCCUCUCGGCGCACGUGGCCGCCUGGCUGGUCUCCACCGGCGUGGCCAUCGCCUGCUGCGUGGCCGUCUAUUACCUGGCCGAGUACAACUCCGAGUUCCUGAAAACGCACAGGAACCCUGGAGCUGUGCUGUUGCUGCCCUUCCUUGUGUCUUGUAUCAACCUGGCUGUGCCGCGCUUCUAUUCCAUGUUCCGGCUGGUGGAGCGCUACGAGCUGCCCCGGCACCAGGUCUACGUCCUCCUGAUCCGAAACAUCUUUCUAAAAAUAUCGAUCAUUGGAAUUCUUUGUUACUAUUGGCUCAACAUCGUGGCCCUGUCCGGUGAAGAGUGUUGGGAGACCCUGAUUGGCCAGGAGAUCUACCGGCUCCUUCUGAUGGACUUCGUGUUCUCCUUAGCCGAUUCCUUCCUGGGGGAGUUUCUGAGGAGGAUCAUUGGGAAGCGGUUCAUCACAAGUCUUGGCUUACAGGAAUUUGACAUUGCCAGGAACGUUCUAGAACUGAUCUACGCACAAACUCUGGUGUGGAUCGGAAUGUUCUUCUGCCCGCUGCUGCCCUUCAUCCAGAUGAUCACCCUUUUCAUCAUGUUUUAUGUCAAAAAUGUCAGCCUGAUGGUGAACUUCCAGCCCCCCAGCAAAGCCUGGCGGGCCUCACAGAUGAUGACCUUCUUCAUCUUCCUGCUCUUCUUCCCGUCCUUCACCGGCGUGCUGUGCACGCUGGCCAUCACCAUCUGGAGGUUGAAGCCUUCGGCCGACUGCGGCCCGUUCCGCGGCCUGCCUGCCUUUAUCCACUCCGUCUACGGCUGGAUCGACACCCUGAGCGGGCGCCCCGGCUACCGGUGGGUGGUGUGGAUCUACCACAACCUCAUCGGGAGCGUGCACUUCUUCUUCAUCCUCACCCUCAUCGUGUUAAUCAUCACCUAUCUUUACUGGCAGAUCACAGAGGGAAGGAAGAUUAUGAUCAGGCUUCUUCAUGAACAAAUCAUUAAUGAGGGCAAAGAUAAGAUGUUCCUGAUAGAGAAGUUGGUCAAGCUACAGGAUACGGAGAAGAGAGCAAACCCCAGCGCACUGAUACUGGAAAGGAGAGAGGUGGAGCAACAAGAUCCUUUUGACUUGGGGGAACAGCCUGCUGUUCCUGACCUUCGACUUAGGCAACCAUUUCAAGAUGAUAAUUCAAAGGCAUGACGAUGGUCCUAGUAAACGGACACCCAGCAACUAAAGAAAGAAGAUAAAAGUGGGACUCCUUCUGUGAUACCUGGACCUUCAGGAACUUCCUAGAAGAGGAAGCCACACCUCACCCAGGAGCUGGAACUGACCCACCCUGUAAAUGCCAAAGUAAAAUUGGGCCUGCCCUGCUAUUUUCCAAACCCAAUUGCUGAUUUUUCAAGGCAACCUACUCCAGGAUUUCCCAGUAAAACUGUUGUAAUAUUGAAAUUAUCCCACAAAAUCUUGGGAAGAGAUAAUCUGGGAAUGCUGCAUUUUGUCUCCAAGAAUUUUUUUGUCUGAAUGAUUGGUCCUUAAGAAUCUCUCUUCCUAGAACUCCCAGGACCUGACAAAGGUUUACAAACUGGUGCUAAAAAAAGUGGUCCAGAAUGAAUAAAAAUGUGAUCUUCAA
Sciurus carolinensis (gray squirrel) is the source of this 4090-nucleotide messenger RNA. RefSeq names its product transmembrane channel like 5 (gene Tmc5). Bases 682 to 3660 code for a protein of 992 amino acids. NCBI's taxonomy places the organism in Eukaryota, Metazoa, Chordata, Mammalia, Rodentia, Sciuridae. Gene Ontology annotation, cellular component: plasma membrane. Gene Ontology annotation, molecular function: mechanosensitive monoatomic ion channel activity. The transcript is spliced from 22 exons. The record is from RefSeq and is a predicted model, not a curated record.